ACCGUCCCUGGCUUACCAGAAAUUACCACUGAUGCCACCGCGAACGCUCGAACAAAACAUCGCAAUCUCCUGCCGAGGAUUCUCCCUUCACUUCCGAUCAAGCGUCCCCCAUCCCCAGCACUCCCGAUCCGGCGGCGCCACCCCGUCCACUGCUCCGGUGCUGGAAGCGAGGGAUCCGACGCUGCGCCGCGCCUUCAUGCCGCCGUUCCCCACCUCUGCCGCCACCGCCGGAGGUGGAGGUGUGGACUUCUCCACCGGAUCCGCGGCCACGGCAGCGCUGCCCUCCUCUUCCCGCAAGAAAAGUUGGUGCGCCGGUGAGGACGCGUUGCUCCGGCAGGUUGGCGGUGUCGCGAGCCUCCACAGCCCAAGUACUGCUGCGAGGAACGGAGUUGCAAAGGAGAUCAAGAGCUAACCCAAAGUUGAUGGU
This is a messenger RNA of Brachypodium distachyon (stiff brome), 427 nucleotides long. RefSeq lists its product as uncharacterized. The transcript is spliced from 2 exons. The record is from RefSeq and is a predicted model, not a curated record. The coding region runs from base 32 to 412 and encodes 126 amino acids. NCBI's taxonomy places the organism in Eukaryota, Viridiplantae, Streptophyta, Magnoliopsida, Poales, Poaceae.